ACUACUUAAUGAAAACUAGAGAAAAAAAGCUGGAGACUAAAAUGAAGAAGAGCCAACAAAUAACAGAUACAAGUAGAAAAAACUAUAGCCAUGCUCUUCAAAAGCUGUUGCCAAGAAUAUAACAGAUGCCUUAACGUCAAUUACCGGAACGGCAUGUCAAAAAAGCAAAAAAAAAAAAAAACAAAUAAAACAUUGACAAAGAAAAUGCAAAAAUGAAAGAAGAAUGAAAUGGCCAAAACAAAUCGAAAUAAUGUCAAUAUUACUGUUACACACAUGCAAAUGGGGGCUAGAAUAGCAGAACAAAAACCGAUGACAGGUCCAGUAUCCUAGAAAGCUUUAUUCAGCGAAAAGGAUCCCAUAAUGGAACUUUUAUCACAGGAAAGGGAAUAUGAAUGAUAUAAAAGAAAAACAGAAACUCCUUUGCCGAACAAUAUAAAAAGCAAGGCUAGGCUAGCAGACGACACUUGGAACAUGGUUUCUCAAAGAAGUGAACUUAAGCUACAGUUAAACAGCAGCACUCUGAAGCAACGGAGAGAGAGAGAGAACUGCUAGAAGAGAUAACAAAUCUUUAAAACGUCUUGUAUUUUCCGAAGAAGAAUCGUUUAUAUCGUGAACAAUAUGAAGAAAUUACAUCUGAUGAUAAACAGUCUCAUCAAACGAAUGUGUAACAGGAGAAACUAACCCAGCAUAAGUCAAAGGUGAACAUCGGAAAGUUAGGAAAUAACAGAACAUCACUCAGAGAUAACGAAAAGAGAGAGAGAUAGAGAGAGCGGCAAGAAGAUGCCAAAUGAAGUUUUUAAAACAGCUUGAAAUUUUGGAAGGCUUUGCUAGCAGACGACUCUUGGAAUCAGGUUUCUCAAAAAAAUGAAACUUAAGCUAUAGAUAUAGAGCAACUUAUGCAGCCCUCGGACAUAGAGAGAAAGUGCUUCAAGAAGAGACAGCGCAAACAAUGUUUAGGUUUAUAUCCUAAUUUAAAAACUACUCUCUACAACAGAAAGUGUAACUGAAAAACAACAACCAGUUUAAGUAAGCUACAGGAAACCAUCGGGAAAUUGUGAAGUAACCAGGCAGUAGGUGAAAAUGAUAUAUAUGAGUCGGGCACUGAAAAGAAAAGGAGUUCUCCAUAGCCCGUAUUACAAGAGCUUCAUAUAUAUACAACAGAAUGCAGAACUCUGAGUUCAAUGCUGAACCAUUUAACGCUGGUAAAACUAAAAGUUUUGUAUGGUUCCUGUUUUCAAAUUUCUUUUAAUUCAAGCUUUUUGAUCGCCACUAAAAAGCUUUUAUUCUUCAACAUAUAAAUAAUUUCCUUCAAUAAAUGUCCCUUUGUUUUAUAAAUAACUUACGAUUACCAAAAACUAAAUAAAUUUAUAAAACUAUGUCGUCACCUCAAAAUAAUGAUCACAAAAGCUCUGAGGGCUGUCAUAAGCUCUCACCCCAACUGUUGAUACAUCAUCAUCAGCAACAACAACAGCAUCAGCAGCAACAACAGCAUUUAUUUCAAUUGCAGCAACAUAUGCAAAGUUACCAAAAACAGCAACAGCAGCAGCAACAACAACAGCAGUUGCAACAAGACAAACCUACAUUUGUUUCCGAAAGUAGUUUGACACAUUUACGUACUAGUGGUAGUAAUCUCUAUGCCAUUAAAGAGCAAACCGAAGACGAAGAAGAUGAAGAAGAAGAUGUCGUUGUCGGUGGAGAAAAUAAACGUCAACCAAGUGAAACAUUGGAUAUUGCAUACGAUGCAGAUGUUGAUGAUGAUGUACCCAUGUGCAGUAGUGUGACAGGUGUUAUGACAACCUCGGAGAUUUGUGAUAAUAGUGCUGCUGCUGCUGCUAUUGGGGAAAAAGCACAAAGAUUGGAGGAAGAAAGGCAGCAUAUAUAUGAGCUUUUUCAACCUUGGGCUUUGAAAACUUAUGGCGAUCAGGCUAAAACUAAAACGAUUACCAUGCGCAAAAAGAUAAGAAUCUUAAAGGCUUUGGAAGGCAAAGAGCAUAGUCGACCGGAUAGUUCGAAAUUUCGUUUUUGGGUUAAAUCUAAAGGUUUCACCACCAAACGCCCCGAAAGCUUUGAGGAUGCACCCUGCACACAACGCCCCAAGAAACCUUUAGCACCCAAUGCUAUACUUUCGGAAAAUCCGGCGGAUGUAGAUCUAUAUGUGGCCACUACUAAUAAGGAUUUCAUGGAAAAACGUCAUUAUCGUAAAGUAUCGGUGGUUGAGGAAUUUUUCGACAUCAUCUAUAACAUACACAUGGAAUUGGGCGGUAGAAGUGGCAUGCACGCCGGUCAAAAGCGUACCUAUCGCAUAAUCUCUGAAACCUAUGCUUUUUUGCCUCGAGAAGCCGUCACAAGAUUUCUUUCUAUUUGCCCUGAAUGCAAAAAGAAUCUAAGACCUUCUUCUCCCUCCAGCUCAGCAGCUGCUGCGAGAGAAGAAAUUGCCGCUCAAGUUGCUCAAAAUGAAAAUUCUUCGGAAUUUGAGGUCUUGAAUUAUUCCUCACACACGGAGAGUUCUUUAGAGGGAGGAACCACUACAAAAACUCUAACAAAAUUAUCAACACCAGCAACAUCAGCUGCAGCUACAGACACUUUAGUUCGUCCUCUGACACAGGCUAAAAAGCGCAGAUAUUCUAAUCCCGAUAAUAAUUCAAAAGCUUUUGUUGUACCCACUGAGCAUAUAGAUUUAACACAAUCUUCUAUACCGCGACGUAACUCAAGUCCCAUUAUUAGUUCUGGCUCUAGCAAAGCCACUACACAAUCUACUACCAAUUUACCUAAACUAAGAGUAAAUCCUCAUUUACAGAGACCCUUUACACCACCCCUAACAGAAAGUUCAGCUUUUGCUCAACCUCAUUAUGGUUUUGGUUUUGAUUUUCAUUCUUUCAAAUCACGCGAUAAUUUAAUGCGUUAUUAUGAUUUUAUGAGACGAUUAUAUAGUGGUAAUAUUUUCAUGCCUCCUACUAUCAGUACAGCUCAUUUACCGCCUCCACCUCCUUUGCCCACAUUAAUUAAUAAAGAUAUAUUACCUUCUCUACAGACAGUGGCUCAAAAACUACCUCUCUCUCAACCCCUAGAACCCUCUAACUCUUCUUCGGAAGAUGAUAAUGAUAAUACCACUAUAUUAUCAGCCAAACGUUUUAAAAGCUCUCCCGAAAGCUCUCACAUAACAACAAAAGCUUCAGCUCCAUCGGUCGAAUUACAAAUACCAGCAAUCGAUAAACAUUUCAUACAACCCACACAAGUUUGUGCAAUUAAUCUGUCGAAAAAUUCUUUUUCUUCUACUUUCAGCUCUCACGAAAAAUCUGGCUUUGAACCUAAAACUCCUACAAGUAUUAGCAGCAAACCGGCGUCUACCUCGACACCCACCACCUCGAUUAAGAAAGAACCUAUAACAUCACCUCCUAAAUCCUUGAGUUUGUCUCAUAGUAGUCUUCGUAUGCCAACAAUAUGCUCAUCUGCCAACACUUUGCCUCCGUUAGAUUUUGAACGUUUAAAACCGAUUACCUCUACAUAUCUGCAGUUAACACGCAGCAUGGGUUUGAGCGAUGAGGAGGCAUUACGUUUUGAUAAUGUGAAAAUUCUGACCAAAGUUAUGCUACAAAUAGUAGAUAAAAGCAGCAGCUAAAAAUAUGCUACACAAAUGUUAACAUAUUAAAACAAUAUUUGCAAUACUUAUUAAGAAAUAAACAAUAGUAACGCCAACCACCAAUUUAAACUAAAUUUUUUCCCUUUCUAUGAUCUUAAUAAUUGUCAAUAAUA
This is a messenger RNA of Lucilia cuprina (Australian sheep blowfly), 3753 nucleotides long. RefSeq lists its product as uncharacterized. The record is from RefSeq and is a predicted model, not a curated record. The coding region runs from base 1376 to 3619 and encodes 747 amino acids. The transcript has 8 exons. NCBI's taxonomy places the organism in Eukaryota, Metazoa, Arthropoda, Insecta, Diptera, Calliphoridae.